This is a messenger RNA of Aspergillus ochraceoroseus IBT 24754, 610 nucleotides long. RefSeq names its product COX assembly mitochondrial protein. NCBI's taxonomy places the organism in Eukaryota, Fungi, Ascomycota, Eurotiomycetes, Eurotiales, Aspergillaceae. The transcript is spliced from 2 exons. The coding region runs from base 134 to 430 and encodes 98 amino acids. The record is from RefSeq and is a predicted model, not a curated record. Gene Ontology annotation, cellular component: mitochondrion.
GCUCGACCUUUCACUUCCAGUUAUCGAUUGAUCGAUUGAUUGAUUGAUUGAUUGAUUGAUCGCUUACUAGCAAAAAAGAAAAGCGCGACCCAUACAUUUACACAGACGCAAUACGAAACUACUACAUCCCAAAAUGCAUUCCCACCUCCACACAGCAUACAACAUUAACUGCGAGGAAAUCAUGACCGCCCUCGAUGAAUGCCAUGCCCGCGGAUUCAUCUACAAAGCACUCGGAAAUUGCAACGAUAUCAAACGCGAAGUGAACCGCUGUCUUGCUGGGGAGCGGUACGAACGGGCAAAGCACAACCGCGACCAGGCGAAAGAGAAACGCAAGCGAAUCGAGAAGAUCUGGGCGGAUGAGAGGGCUUUGGAGAUGGGUGGUGGUUCUGCCGGUGCUACUAACACUGGUGCUGGGAAUGGGGAGAAGUAGUGAUUCUUUUUCUUCUCUUUAUUUUUUUUUUCUUUUGUCGGUUCUACGUUGUUUUGUAUGAGGUUGAGAUUGUGGCAGUAGAGAGAGAGAGAGAGAGAGAGAGAGUGUGUGUGUGUGUGUGUGUAUAUUAAUUGUAUUUUACAUGGCGGGUUGGGCGGUGCCCGGCGUUUAUUAUAUUAU